CGGAGACAUAGCCGGGUACGACGAGGCUCUGCAAGCUGCUGUGCAGUAUAAAGUGACACAUAUUCCUCAAUAACGUAGACCUUAACCCCUCAUCAUCUUAUAGUAUAAAUCCUCCAUUUCACCAAUUUCAAAAUGACCUCUGUACCCGGGCUUCCUGAUCGCUAUGAGAUCCGCACGCUGACUGCUGAGCACCAGGAGUGGACAACCGCCCUGCUCGCUCACACCAACAUGUUUCACUCACACGUCUGGCCUGUCGUCUACCCCGACGGCCUCAUCGCGCGCCUCUUCGAGCUCCUCCCCAAAUUGAACUACCUCGUCGAGCAUCAGAUCCAGUCGGGGCUCUCCAUCGGUGUCUUUGACAAGGAGUAUGAGUACAAGACGGCUGAGGGCAAGGCUGCCGGUGGCGCUCUUCUGUGGGAUAAGACGAACCUUGACGUUGAUGUCCAAGGCAAGACUCUGCUGGACCAGAUGGACUUUCCACUGGUCUCUGUCGCCUUAUCGUAUGAUAACGUCAACCACCUCGACGUAGCAAAGGUCGGCGAACUUGUCGGCAUUAUUCCCCUGUUUGGCACCGUCUACCAUGUUCUUGGUGAGCUCGACCCACGAGACCCGGCAUCCUGGGAGGGCAAGAAGGAGGGCGAGGUCUUGUCGCGCAAUGGAACCAGCACGCGUCAUGAUUAUGAGGGUAAGGGAAUCAUGGGAGCGGCUGCGCGAUGGCUUAUGGCGGACGCUGCCAAGAAGGGAUUCCGUGGUAUUCAGAUUGAAUGCAUCAGUGAUGCCGUCGAUCAUGUCUGGGCAAAUGCUCCUGCGCCGUUCAAGUCCACUACCAUCAGCGAGUUCAGUACGGAGACUUAUAAGGAAGAGGUGGACGGCAAGAAGGUCCUUCCGUUUGCUCCAUCCAAGCAGCGAAUCACCAAGGUAUGGGUAGAUUUAAAGUAAGAAGCAUUUCUCUAGAUUCAUAUUGUAUUCACAUUUCAUUUGAAAGCCAUUUAAUGGUGGGUUAAUCCACAUCCUUCUUCUAUUGAUACGCCGGUAGCCAACAAGUUAGUAGGUGAAUGAGCUAAGGUCAGCGACCAGUGGCUGUUCCGUGCAUUCCGCCUUGCAUAUAUUUUCCCUUAUGCACCCGUCCAGCGCGGUAAAUGGAGAGAGUUGACAGAGACACCGAGUUGCCCAGGUCAUUGAUUCCAUCUCAAGAUAGAGAGGGCAGUAAGCUAGUGACUGUGAAUAUAUGUAUACAAAGGCGACAGACUUGGGCCGUAUGCGUCUGAUUCCAACGUUCGCGACGGCCAAAGGAUACGGCCGUCCGGAGCAACAAGUUGACUUAAAUGACUCCGUUCGUUUGUCCAUACCUUGGCCCCUAUGUCAAUAGACCUUUCGCUUCGUUUCGCGUUGUAAUCUAAACCCAAAAUUUCUCUUUCUAAUUCAAUGUCCCAUUGUCCUCGCCCACCUCCCCACGAGUGAAAUGGCCAUUGGGAGUAUAUAAAGACGUCCUUUAACGAGGUAAGUUCUUUUAAACGCAUUGCAAGGCUUUUAUGGGUUUCCCGUAGCGGAAAGUAAGCAUCAAUCACCCUGUAGAAAUUCAUGUAUAAAGUUAGCCGAAGAUUUCUGGUGUUGAACCGCGUUUUUAUCUGCGAUAUGAUACUGUCCCAUUUUUCAUGGGCAUCCUCUUGAUUUGUGGAAGGUAGUGAUAUCGCGAUCCCUAAGGAGCAAAUUUGCGACGUCGCUAUUGGUGUCAAACUUUCCAACAUGUCUGCCACAGCUGGAAAUGGUUCUCUACAAAGGUGUAGGUCAUCAAGCCUGCCGCCCUUUGGAAGAAGAACAAAGUGAUUGCGGCGAUAAAAUAUUGUUUGAGCAAUCUUGUGUACUUGAUGGCUGACAAGAAAGAUGUUAAGGGGCAGCCUCCAGCAAGUGCAUGUCGGAGAAGACCCUCCGUGAUAUGCGGUGCAAGCGCACGAGUCCAAAGCCUGUGUGCAUGUUGUGCAGCAGUCAAAUGGGACUAAGCCUCUAUACUUGCACCACUCCAAAUCGAAUGGGGCAACAAGCUCCGAGUAUUCUAAAAUUAAAGUGAUGACUUCUACCGGAAGAUGGUAUGAGCGCGGUGGUGGCGGUUGUAUGGCUUUGUUAUUGAAUAGUUCCUGGGAAGUAAGAUGUCGCACUAGCUGUUGGCACAGUAUAGAGUGGUUCCAACUCCGGUUCUGGCUCAAGCGGACAGAAGAAGAACGUAGAUUGUGUAGAGGCAGCAGGUGACUUGCAACUUCUUGUGCGGUGGCUAUGUCUUUGGUAUCACAGAUCAAGUCUAGGUUUAGUAGCCUCAGAUUGCAUUGCGCCGCUACCUUGGUGACUACACACUCCAAGUCAUUGAAAACAAUGGCAUGUUGUCUCGCUUGGAGUUGGAGUGGUCGAUCAUGGAAACCAGAUUCCUCACAAUCAGGGUGGCAAGAAAAUAGACCGUACUUGCGAGGACCCUGUAAGUGACGUAGCUCCUCAAACAAUCCACCAUACAUCCGUUUGCCGUAGAUGCACUCGCAGCUGUUGAAUCGAAUCGUCAGACGACGAAUAUUCCGCAGAGCACUGUUAGACAGCUGUUGUAGCGGUUUCAGCCCCCAGACAUCACUCCUCCCGACGGUAAACGAGUUUUCCGAGUAGAGAAUCUCCAAGACCCCUUCUGAUAUUUCUCGAGAUACAUACAAGAGGCUGGCUGGUAGGGGCGGACAUAUACAUGCUGUUACAAUUCCUUCCAAUGGGCCAUGGCCAGAGCAUGUUCUGUAUUCAAACACACAAGCAUAUGGUUUGGAUGCAAAGACGUCGUCAUCGCUCAAGAAAGGCGACCUGGUAGGCCAUUGAAUAUAGUGCCCCAAUCGCGUAAAGCUCUUCAUUGUGUGAGCUUCUCGCUGUUUAUUGAGAAGAUGACGCGAUCGCGGCCCUUCUUGGUUCAUAUUGAUGGGGCAUAGUCGAACGAGACCAGCGAGAACAUAGAUACGAUGACGCACAGAGUACGGUAAACUCAGGAAUGAUGUACCUGUCCGCUGAGCGGUAGGCGGGUUGCGGUGCCAGUAGAAGUCCAGCUUACGCUGUACCAUAAUUUAUGCGUUAUGGCUCAGAA
Messenger RNA from [Torrubiella] hemipterigena, 3103 nucleotides. The record is from the annotation of a GenBank genome assembly. Lineage: Eukaryota; Fungi; Ascomycota; Sordariomycetes; Hypocreales; Clavicipitaceae.